Messenger RNA from Paraphaeosphaeria sporulosa, 508 nucleotides. Its product is annotated as UPF0287-domain-containing protein. Gene Ontology annotation, cellular component: mitochondrion. The record is from RefSeq and is a predicted model, not a curated record. The transcript has 2 exons. NCBI's taxonomy places the organism in Eukaryota, Fungi, Ascomycota, Dothideomycetes, Pleosporales, Didymosphaeriaceae. Bases 48 to 293 code for a protein of 81 amino acids.
CGCCGCCAGUUGUCAGCUCCUUGCAAUCAGAGUCCUACUCAGCGGCCAUGCAUCCCCAUCUCCACACCGAGGAGGUCCAGAAGGGUUGCGCCGAUGUAGUCGCUGCCCUCGACGAAUGCCACGCCCGCGGCUUCAUGCACAAGGUCUUCGGCGGAUGCACCGAUGCGAAAUACAAAGUCAACAUGUGUUUGCGCGCACAACGGCUCGAGAAGACACGACUGAACCGCGAAGCGGCGAAGGAGAAGCGGGAGCACAUCAAGAAAGUCUGGGCCGAGAUUGACGCGAACUCGUAGUCGUGUGGUGUGAGAGAAAGGGACAGAACAGCAUGCAUUUCCUGGAGUUCGAUUGGAGUUCACUCGUGAUGGAGCUUUGUAUAUUAUUGUGGAGUUGCGUGGGACAGCGGCACUGUCUAUACCCACAGUGUAACAGGUAGCAUGCACGAAAGAAGAAGCUUGAGAUCAACCAUCUGGUUGGUGGUAUCAAUCAACUAUCUACUCUCCAUCGGACG